Molecule: messenger RNA, 2267 nt
Organism: Astrephomene gubernaculifera
Lineage: Eukaryota; Viridiplantae; Chlorophyta; Chlorophyceae; Chlamydomonadales; Astrephomenaceae
Source: the annotation of a GenBank genome assembly
GGAAAAUCGAUUCCUUACAACAGCCGGCUGUUAUUUGGAGUAUGUUACGACAGACCAUGGGCCUUGAUCACAUGCAGUUGACGCACCAUACGUGUUCAGUUAGACCAUUAUGCUAUUGACAAAUCAGGCCAUCGACGAAGCAUGUCUUUCAUAGCUUAUAAUAUACAAUAAGUUGACAACGCCUUGAAGACACUAGAAGGUGCCAAGUGCCCCAACCGCUCGCCUAUAGCAGGCUGAAGCAGCGCCAUUGUUAUUCACCGGAAUGCUCAAGGAUGCUCAAAGCACUUACUAGGCCUACGCUCAUAACGUCAAGCUUUCCAGGAGCCAGCCCCCAGGCUUCUCCGCACACGAAUGGCGAUGAGGAACCAGCUCGUCAAGCAACCCAAGACACUGGUCGAAGCUCCGUAGGACCGCAGAAUGACGAAGGACAUCAUGAUAUUGGCGAUGGCACAUCGUCUACGGCGGCUGGGCAGUCCGCGCCCGUUUUUUACGCGGGGGUUAUGCUCCGUGGUCACAAAGGGGACCUCGCGCGUUUCUUUGAGCUGCCACCAUCGGAAAACCUGCUUGGCGACUUCCACUGUGCUCUGCGCAAAAGAGUGCUUUUACAGGGCCGCAUAUAUGUAUUCAACCACUACGUCUGCUUCUACUCGGCUGUGUUCGGCUUUGCCAAGAAACGGCGAAUACCUAUGCGGACCAUCAAGGCGGUGCGCAAGAAGACGCACCUGGGCUUCCCCAACUCACUGGAGAUUGAGACGGACGAGCGCAAGGACUUCUUCACCUCCUUCCUGUCGCGCGAGGAGGCCUUCCAGCUGGUGCAGAAGCUGGUGCCGGAGGCCAAGCGGCUAGCGGAGGAGGGCGGCGGGGACAACUCCGGUCGGCGGCCCUCAAAUGAAACCAGCUCCACACUCGGGGCGGCCUCACGUGACGCGGGCGGGCAGCAGCGGGGCGGCAGCGGCGCGGCGGGCGGGGAGGCGGGGCGGCAGGGGAAUGGCGGCGAGGGAGGCGGCGGCGCGAGCGGCAACGGCACCAGCGGGCGACCCAUGGGUCUGCUGGGCAUGGGCGGCGAGCGGUCGCUGCUGACCCGCAACUCGGGGUCCAUGGGGGACGACAAUGAGGACGAUGAGGAGGAGGAGGCCGGGUUGUGGGUCCCCGAGGCUCGCCCCGCCCCCCCGCUGCUGCCCGGCUGCCGGCACGUGCUUCACUCCUCGCUGCCGGGGUGUCCGCGGGAGUUCUUCGAGGCGGUGCUGGCGGACAGCGCGCCCUUCUUCGAGGACUUCCUGGACAGCCAGGGCAACCGGCGCAUCAACCUGACCAGCUGGAAGCGCCACCCUCAGCUGGGUCACGUGCGGGACCUGCACUUCACGGCGCCCAUCAAGGGGGCGUUCGGGAACUGGGGGGUCAGCCACACGGCGUGCUACCAGUCGCACAGGUUCUGCCUCUACACCCCCGACCACAUCGUGUUCGAGAGCUCGCAGACCAUGACAGACAUCCCCUACGGCGACUGCUUCACGGUGGACCAGCGCUGGGACGUCAAGAGGGACGCGGGCGCGGAGCCAGACAAGCCGCAGAUCACGUUCGAUGUGCACGUGCGGGUUCCCUUCACCAGCCGCUGCCUGUUCAAGGGUGUGAUCGAGAGCGGCUCCUUCAAGCAGGUGCAGGAGACCUUCGCGAACUUUGUGGAGCAGCUGAGACCCGUCAUGCAGGAGCGCAUCACCUCCCGCAAGACACUUCACAUGCGGGACCCCUGCGAGCUCGGCCCCCCCUCAGCCUCACCCACGCCCCGCAUAGGCCGACCCGCAGCCGCAGCCAACGGCGGCCCGCCUCCGCGCCUCCUUACCUCCUCCCUUCGCACCUCCAUGCAGCACCUCCCCUCCUUUCGAAACCACAACAACAGCGACUCUCCCGAUCGCAGCGGCGACGCCGACGGCAGCGGCGCCCCCCGCGGCAGUGGCGGCGGCGAUCCCUCCCACCCCCACCGCCAGCACUACCCCCAACAAGGCGCACCCGCCGACCCACGGCUAGGCAUAAGCAUGGACUUUGGACCCAUGGGUCACUCCCACCACCACCAUGAACCCGGUGUGGGGCGGCUGCUGGUUAGUCUGGGCGGGCGGUUGGCGGAGGGGCUUCGCGGCUUGUUGGAGGCGGGGGUGGAGCUGGUGUUGAGUCUGACUCGCGCUGAGAGCACUCCUGCGCUGCGGGCGCUGGUGGCUGCGGUGCUGCUGCUGCUGGCGGUGAACCUGCUGUUCCUGGGGAGCAACAUGUGGGCG